Messenger RNA from Zootoca vivipara (common lizard), 16744 nucleotides. RefSeq names its product lin-52 DREAM MuvB core complex component (gene LIN52). Lineage: Eukaryota; Metazoa; Chordata; Lepidosauria; Squamata; Lacertidae. Gene Ontology annotation, biological process: regulation of DNA-templated transcription. Gene Ontology annotation, cellular component: DRM complex. The record is from RefSeq and is a predicted model, not a curated record.
UUCCCGCGUGCAGGGGGCCGGUUGUCACGUGAUAGGCCAAAAUGGCGGUCUCAACGGAAGGCACAGACUUGGAAGCCUCCCUGCUGAGCUUUGAAAAGUUGGACCGGGCUUCACCGGACCUCUGGCCUGAACAAUUACCAGGUGUUGCUGAAUUUGCAGCUUCCUUUAAAAGUCCCAUCACCAGUUCUCCUCCCAAAUGGAUGGCUGAAUUAGAAAAUGAUGAUAUUGACAUGUUAAAAGAGUUGGGGAGUCUCACCACAGCUAAUCUAAUGGAGAAAGUGAGAGGUCUGCAGAAUCUGGCAUACCAACUGGGACUGGACGAAUCAUUCCAAAGCUGCCCAUCAGAUCACGGACGGCCCUGCUAGAGCCCCUCUGAUUUUCACCAUCCCACCUCAGAGGAGGAGCAAAAACACUUCCAUGCUGUGCAAAUACCAAUGGAUGGAAGAGAAGCCAGGCACAUAGGGUACUACCCAGCCUCACAAUCACUUCUGUCUGGAAGAAACGGCCAGCCUUUCCAUAAGCCAUGGCUGAAGAGGUUCCUGCUGACUGGAAAAUUCCUGCAGAUCCUGAGAUCCAUGGAGGAAUCUGUCCUGCAUGAUUUUAAUGCAUCCAGGCUGCUGUUUCUGUAUAAUACAGUUGGUUUAAAAUGAACAACUUAUAUUUUGUAUUGAUCUCUUGUUUUAUGCUGCUUUUAAAAAAUGUUGCUUCUUGGGAUAACUCUGCAGCCCCCAGGUUAGCAACCACUGAUCUGGACUACUGCUAUUUGUGUAGUACAGCAUAAAAUGCAACCAAACCUCAAGUUUAAAUAAUAGAACAGUUGUGAUGUGCAGAGCAAUGGUUCAGAAAGAGCUGGUUUCACCUCGGAGAAUUGGCUUUAUUAAAUACAAAGCUACCAUCUGUUCUUAAAUGUAGUCAGAAUUACUUUAGCUAAAAUAAUUUGCAGCAGUGAUUAGACAACCAUGUAAAAUUUUACUUUAAAAUAUUUUAUGAUUGUUCUACACUUAAUGAAUUCAUCUGAUAUUAAUUUUGUAUUCCCUGAUAUGCACAAAAAUAUUUAUUUAACAAAGUAUCAGAAACCACAUCCAAAUUCAUAGCCCCUUUUUUUUGCUGCAAUGUAGAUUACCAGGGUCAUGUAACUGCAUAAACUGUAGAACUUCCUGUUUGAUACCUAGUCUCCAAGGAAAAUAACAAGACAUUGGUUUGAAAGUGAGAUUGCUUUAUGAUGAACAGAGGGCUUGGAAGGUCUCCUGUAACUUGAUAACCGUAUUUAUGUAGGCUUCUGUGUAUGGAAAGUGUGGCUUGCUAGUAUGCCACAAAAGAGAAUACUAGAAGCCCACAUGGGGUUGCAUCCUGACAAAAUUAGUUGAACUUGGGGCCCAUUGAAAUCAGUGAAACAGAUUAGUCACGAUUUGACUUGCAUUCCAUUUAUUUCAACUAAUUUAGUGUGGAUCCAACCCAUGAACUUAUUUUGUGUUGUGUUAUUGCCAAGAUGCCGGCUUUUGGAAUGAACAUGGGUGUUUUGCAGGUUCUAUGGUUUGCUGCUUGUGUUUCAUCUGGUACUCAGAUAAGAUAUCUUGACUCCAAAAUGUGUAUGUAAUAUGGCAAAUAUAUAAACUCCAGGUUUCUCUUUUAAAGUUUCUGGUAGCAGACAGGGCCUUUAUUGGCUUGGGGACAUGGAAACAUAUGCAUAGGUCUCUUGCCUACACAUUUAAAGAGAAAUUUCCAUGUAUGUAUACAUGGGAUAAGGGACGCGGGUGGCGCUGUGGGUUAAACCACAGAGCCUAGGGCUUGCCAAUCAGAAGGUUGGCGGAUCGAAUCCCCGUGACGGGGUGAGCUCCUGUUGCUCGGUCCCAGCUCUUGCCCACCUAGCAGUUCAAAAGCACAUCAAAGUGCAAGUAGAUAAAUAGGUACCACUCCGGCAGGAAGAUAAACGGCGUUUCCGUGUGCUGCUCUGGUUCGCCAGAAGUGGCUUUGUCAUGCUGGCCACAUGACCUGGAAGCUGUAUGCCAGCUCCCUGCGGCCAAUAACAUGAGAUGAGCGCCGCAACCCCAGAGUCAUAUCAUGACUGGACCUAAUAGUCAGGGGGCCCUUUACCUUUAUACAUGGGAUAAGAGCACAGAGAGAUGCUAGAAGAUUGUAGUCCUACUUUCCACACAUAGUUGUAGGAAUCUAGAAAUAAUUUAGUAGUAAUAAGAAAUAAGAAGAAGCUGCUGGAGCAAGUUGUUGCUGGUAGGAAGCCUACAAAAGCAGGACCUGAGUGCAGCAACUCUUUCCCGGCCUGCAGUUGCUAGUUAGGAACAGCUUCUGCAAGGAAACAGACUACACUGUAGGCCAGGCAUGUCCAAAGUCCAUUUUGGGGGGCCCAAUCUGGUCCGCCAGUCAAUUUAAUCCGGUCCCCGUGGCAGUAUAUGUCCUGGGGUAAAAUCCAAAAGAAAGCUCAACAACUUUGGUCGGCCCUCACGCAUGUUCACUUCAUCAAACCUGGCACUCUUUGAAAAAAAGUUUGGGAACCCCUGCUGUAGGCUGCUGAGAAACUAGUCAGCUAUGGAGAUUUCCAGCACUCCUGGAUGUAUGUUAGACCUCACAGGCACUCACCCCAGUGCUCAGCCUGGGAUAUAUUAUUUUUUUCAUAGUUUUUUUUUCUUUUUGAUCAUUCUAAGUCUCUUUUAACACACACUAGUGUGCUGUGUGCUUUGGGACACAGGCGGCACUGUGGUUUAAACCACUGAGCCUUGGGCUUGCCGAUCAAAAGGUCGACGGUUUGAAUCGACAGGGUGAGCUCCUCUGUGAGUUUGAAAGCACGCCAAAAGUGCAAGUAGAUUAAUAGGUAAACAGCGUUUCCGUGCGCUGCUCUGGUUUCACCAGAAGCGGAUUAGUCAUGCUGGCCACAUGACCCAGAAAAACUGUCUGCAGACAAACACCCGCUCUCUCAGUCUGUAAAGCGAGAUGAGCGCCGCAACCCCAGAGUUGUUCGCGACUGGACUUAACUGUCAGGGGUCCCUUUACCUUUACCUAGUGCGCUGUUCACAUGUAGAGGAACAAGACAUUUACCUUUCUUUUUGCUGCUCAUCACUCAGCUUGGCUUCUUUACUCACUUUUUUGUUUUUUAUGUGUGAGGAUUUUAGUUUCUAAAAAGAGCCACCCAAAUACAAAUUUAAAAUUAGGAUGCACACAAGACCCUUGAAUUGGCUAAUUUUGACGUAAUAUUCUUAACUAUCUGCAGUCCACAGAUCAUGACCUCAACUUUUUAUCAUCGCUAUUGGAUUGUAUGCCAGUUUUAGAAGUGAAGGAGCUAUGGGAAGUUUUAAUUGUACCUGUGUGAUUUAUUCCCAGUCAGCUCUUUAAUUUCUUCUGGCUGUCUGAGGUUUCCGACAUGCUGUAAAUUUCACCAACUUUUUCAUUAUCUGCAAUUUCUUUAUGACUUGUGAAUCGGAGUGGAGAGAGAGUGUGGAUUUACAGCGGAUAUAAACAUGUCCAUAAAGUCUGUAUCUGUGUCAGUAAUUGUACUGCUGUCAGUGACUGUCCUGUUUUACAGGCUUCUCUUGGGGAAGGAACACACUUUGCUACUAGUGGCAGUUUAGUGUUCAUCCUUCGCUUUGCAUUAACUCACCAAGAGAUUAGGUUGUAAUAAUUGGGAUGGAAAUUGAGCUUAGAUAUUGGUCACUCUCUCUCACGCUCUUUCUCUCUGUCUCUCUCUCUCUCUCUUUCUUCUUGCUCUUAGCUAAUGAAUAAGUGAGUGAAUUAUCCAGUAUUUUUUUGGAAGGGAAAUGGACAGAUAGCUGCUUCAUGUUAAAAUGUGGUGCAGUCGACUAACAAUAUUAUAAAUGAUAGUGCUGUGCAUAUGUACAGAUUAGUUGCACCGUUAGUUGUACCAUAAUAAACACUGUCUUUACCUGCCUCACCAGCAUUUCUAGAUUAGCUAUUUCUUUUGAGACAGUUAAUUACAUCCUAAUAAUCUCCAGCUGUUGAUGACUUUUUGUUGCCCAUAGGAAGAGGUGUGGGGGCAAAGAGAGAGUAUUCUUUUAAAUGUCAAUAAAUGUGCCAGGUAUUUCUUGUUUACUCUUUUUUACUUCAAAUAAAGUAGUUUGAUAAGCUGUAGAUUUUUUUGACAAAGGCAUUUUCGUGUGGCUUGUCUUUUAGUAUAUGGACUAUUCGGUGUUUGGUAUAGCAAAAUGCAUUUCAGCAUAGCUGCCAAGUUAUCCCUUUUUUAAAGGGAUUUUCCCUUAUGCUGAAUAGGCUUUCUCGCGAGAACAGGGAAAACUUGGCAGCUAUGAUUUCAGACACUGGAAGAUUAUUCAUGAUGUCUUUGUGGAAUGUCUCGUUCACUUGUCAAAUACCCAGAAUGUGAGCCGGUUCCAGCACUUCUGAUAUAUAUGCCUGCCAAACAGAUUCAGACUGGGGAGAAUGAAAACUUAAAAUAAAAGCCUUUUCGGGAAGUGUUUGGGUACAAAGGACUGUUCGAUAGCUCACUUCCUUUUGUUCGUGUCAGUGGAUGCUAACUUUAAAGCCUAUGGUGCUUGCAUGGCAUCUUCUGGAAUUACAAGGGCAUGGUUCCCCAUUUAUAGUGAGUGCAGUUAUAGUUAAAUAGCUACCAAAAUCUGAUAAGUGACAUUAAAUAUAUAGAUAAGCACUUGACAUUAAAUAAGCACUUGACAUUAAAUAUAUAGAUAAGCACACUUCAUUUGAGUCUCGCAAACCCAACUUUAUACAAAUUCAUGGGAAGUUUCUAGUGCUUGAGUGUCACUCUGUCUAGAUUUGCAUACACUGAAAUGCUGUUUAUCUUGUAUUUUAUGUUGUCAACCACCUUGAGAUCUACAGAGAAAGGGUGGCAUAUAAAUUUAAUAAUAAUAAUAAUAAUAAUAAUAAUAAUAAGAAGAAGAAGAAGAAGAAGAAGAAGAAGAAGAAGAAGCCAGGAUCCAACUACUGUACUUGGUUUGCCACUUAUGGGCAGGAUAGAAAACAAACACCUGGUAAAUUGUAACAGUUGGCUGUUGUGUGCAUGUCUCUCUAGGCUUGUUCACACAUUUUAUUGAACAAGUGUACCAAUUAUCUCUACACAUGUUCUGUACAGCUAAACUAUUGUGUACACAGACUGUGCUCCGCUGCAUUAUUUAAAAAACUAUUUGUGUACACAGAUUGUACACUCAUUGAAUGCAACGUGCGAACACGCUCAAAUAUUUUGUACUGUUUUAAUUAACGAAGUUAUUGGUACACAUACACCAGACUGUUUCUAAAGAGUUAGAAAUUGAGAAUAUGGAGUCUGUGUCUGAAAGCAGGCUUGGCCUUUUUUUUUAACAAAAAUAAAAUUGUUCUUUAUUUUUCAAAAGUUUACAUACUUCAACAUCAACAAUAUGUUUAAUUCAGGCCUGGCUUGUUUUGACCAAGAUAGGACUACAAUCAAACCUCGGUUUUCGAACGUUUCGGAAGUCGAAACGGACUUCCAGAACGGAUUAACGUUUGAAAACUGAGGUUCCACUCUACAACUUUUCCACACUGGAAAAACUUUUAUCUUGAACUAGGAAUCAGCUACCACCCUUUGUCACACUUGCUUCUUUAUAUCAUACCUCAGGGUAUAUAUACAUAAAUAAACUUCCAACUAAAUUUUUACAUUAUAAUUUUCAAAAGUAGAAGACUUACAUUUUACUAAGUUGUGAUUAUAAACUUAUAAGAUAAGACAGCUUGUAAUUAUAAGGUGAGAUAGCUGGUGUUGUCCAAUUCGUUGCCCACUGGACUUGGGUCUGGGUUCAACACCUGCCUCUAUCACAGACUUGCAAUAUGCCAUGUGUAAGUUGUUUUCCCUACUUCAGUUUCCCAUCUGUAGAACAUGUAGAAUAGUCGACAAGGCAACAGGAAAUUUGCAAAUAUACUACUACUACUACUACUACUAAUAAUAAUAAUAAUAAUUUGUUUACACCCUGCCCAUCUGGCUGGGUUUCCUUAGCCACUCUGGGCUGCUUCCAAGAAAAUAUUAAAAUACAGUAGUCCAUCAAACAUUAAAAGCUUCCCUAAACAGGUCUGCCUUCAGAUGUCUUCUAAAAGUCCAGUAGUUGUUGUUCUCUUUGACAUCUGAUGGGAGGGCGUUCCACAGGGCGGGUGCUACUACUGAGAAGGCCCUCUGCCUGGUUCCCUGUAACUUGGCUUCUCGCAGUGAGGGAACUGCCAGAAGGGCCUCAGCGGUGGACCUCAGUGUCCGGGUAGAAUGAUGGGGGUGGAGACGCUCCUUCAGGUAUACUGGACCGAGGCUGUUUAGGGCUUUAAAGGUCAGCACCAACACUUUGAAUUGUGCUCGGAAAUUUACUGGGAGCCAAUGUAGGUCUUUCAGGACCGGUGUUAUGUGGUCUUGGCGGCCGCUCCCAGUCACCAGUCUAGCUGGAUUAGUUGUAGUUUCCGGGUCACCUUCAAAGGUAGCCCCACAUAAAGCGCACUGCAGUAGUCCAUGCGAGAGAUAACCAGAGCAUGCACCCCUCUGGCGAGACAGUCUGCAGGCAGAUAGGGUCUCAGCCUGCGUACCAGAUGGAGCUGAUAAACAGCUGCCCUGGACACAGAAUUAACCUGCGCCUCCAUGGACAGCUGCGAGUCCAAAAUGACUCCCAGGCUGCUCACCUGGUCCUUCAGGGGCACAGUUACCCCAUUCAGGACCAGGGAGUCCUCCACACCUGCCCAACACCUGUCCCCCCAAAACAGAACUUCUGUCUUGUCAGGAUUAAACCUCAACCUGUUAGCCACCAUCCAUCCUCCAACUGCCAACAAAUAAGUAGCAAUAUAAUAUGUAACCUGCCUUUUUCAAAUCCCUGCCUACAUGAAGCAUUGGAUGCCAACCAAAGCAGAAAGCCAGUUCAGCUCCAAAUGCCAAUGUAGUAUUCUUUAGCAUAAUACUAAUUUUCUUAGAAGAUUUUAUUGUGUCCAGAUGGAGUUUACAAGAGCUCAGUUCCGCCACCUUUCAGAUUGGCACCAUUGCCAUUCUAAGAGAACAAGGGAGAAGUUCAUGGUGAGCUCCGGCACCUACUUUUUAAGAAAAAAGCACUACAUGUAGCUCUGUUUUAAUGUAUCUUCCCUUCCUCCCCCUCCUAGUUUCCUGGGAAAAACUUAGGACAACCUCAUUCAAUUAAGUAAGCUAUGCAAAGUAUGUGGAAAUGCUUGAUUCCUAGUGGCUUCCCAUGUGAUGUUCAGCUGUGGCACAUAGCACUUAGCAGAUGACUAACUGGGAUGCACAUGGCUAUAUGUUUUGUAAAUUAAUCCUACAGCACAACCCUGUCCUUGUUUACCUUGUCGGACCAUCAUUUUCUCUAAGCAAAUACAGCAAUCUUAUUAGCUGAGAUUUCUAUGGUUUGCUUAGAGCAGAACCUGUUGUUGUUUUCUCAGCUUCCCGGAAACAUUUCCUCCUCUUCUGAAUACGAGGCCUUACAGAGAUCAAUUGCAUUCCUUUUUUGCAUUCCUAGUCACUGCAGCCUUGCAGGGCCUGUAUAUCUUGAAUGUAAUAUAGCUGGGCCAGAGCUCUGUGACAAGAUCUAAGUGCCUCAUUAACUCCUGUACGCUAGAACAAGAUAAAAAUGUCAUCAAGCCCCUAUCAGAUGCCUGAUAUAACCUCCAGCAAGCUGGAGUGCCAUUAGUUUAAAUUCUCAAUCAAAUGCCUUCCUUGAGCUUAAGGAGCAAUGAUUAAACAUGGAGUGUCCCCUGAGGACUCUACAGCUGUCGCGGCUUGGGGUGGGUCCCCUCUCUUACCAACCGGAGAGUCUUGAGCCAGAGGUCCCAGUGGGGCGGGCCCUCUUCAGACCUGCACGUGCCUGCCCCAGCUGUUCUCCUUUGCCUAAUGAAUUGCUUUACAGGGAGAAGCUGGGUAUUGUCAUCACAAGCUGCCUUCCCUGGGGGCUUGAGCCAGCCUCCGUAAUGACUAAUGUUAGUGAUAGUAAUUGAAGUGUGAUAGCUCUCUGGGGACUCUGCACCAUGUUUGAUGCUAGCAAGCACUUGUGGCUGGUGCAGGCCUGUGAAUGGCUCAAAAGUGAUUUUUAAUUGCUCUGCUCCCCGUCUACACUUAAAUGUGGACUUAAAAUGUUUCUCAUUUUCUUGGUAAUCUGGUGGAUUUAUAUUUUUAGAGUGAGUGGUACUGUGAAAGGUUUGCAGGACUCUACUGUCCUUGUAGUCUUAUUCUUACUAUUCUUAUUCUUAUUAAAUAAAAUUUGUAUGCCACCCUAUACCUGUAGAUCUCAGGGCAGUUCACAACAUAAAAUCACAAUAUGAAAAACAUACAUAUACAUAAUAAAAACAAAGACAACCCAAUAAGCUUUUAAUGUUUAAUAGAUUAUUGCAUUUUAAUGUUCUGUUCUGUUGGAAGCCGCCCAGAGUGGCUGGGGAAACUCAGCCAGAUGGGUGGGGUAUAAAUAAUAAAUUAUCAUCAUCAUUAUUAUUUUUUUCCCCUUCCACAAAAAGUUUUCAAUUAGCAAUAAUUGUAAUAGUCCUUGGUAUCCCUGUUGCUUGUCCUCAUCUGUCUGUCAAGUUGCAGUGUGUGGAGCAUACAGCAACACUACAAUACAGUACAGUACAGAACUUUUCUAAGUUCAGCUGAACUCUGGUGGAAAGAAAGGUUACGCACAGUAAUGCAAUUACGUAGUUUGCUCACUGGCAUCAGCAUAUGGAGGUAGGCCAGAUCCUUACCACCCACAAUAGGCAAAGUUUGACAGGCAGCUGGUGUCAAAGAUGUCAAGUGACAUGUUUUUGCCCAUGUGAUGAUCAGCUGAUGGUUGGGGCUUGCAACCUUUCUUUGGCCCAGCCAUAUCUAUCUGCCCUACAACUGACAUAAUAUAUAACAUUAGAUAUGGUGAAGGUGCAUGUGGCUUAGCCAAAAUGGCCUUGUGGGCCUUUUACUGGCUUUCUCUGGUUCACUAGCUAUAGCCAUUGCUGGACAGAGGUAGACCAUGACCACUGUAGACUAUGUGUUGGUAAGUUGAAGGCUGGAUUACUGCACCUUGCUCUUUGUGGGGCUACCCUUGGUCUUGGUUCAGAAACUAAAGCUAGCGCACAAUGUGGCAGCCGGGCUGCUGCUGAAGGCCUCUGGCUGGCAGCAUGUAACACCAUUGUUAAUAUCUGGCUGCCCGUCUACUACUGAGCCAGGUUCCAGGUUCUUGUAUUAAUUUACAAAGCCCUGAACAGCUUAGGUCCUUAAGGACAACCUAAGCCCUUAUAUCUCUGCUCAAUAAACUGAGAUCAUCUGCAGGGUUCUCAGUAGUUCUCUCCUGAGUUGGCAAGGUCUUUGACAUCAAUACAAAAUAGAGCCUUGAGUAUCAUCAGCCCAGUCCUGUGGUGUAUUGAAAAAUUUCUUCAGUUUAAAUUUUCUGCUAUUUUAUACUAUUUUUCAGAAUUUUUCAUUUUUUCUAAGCAGUACUGCAGUCUUAACAGGAUCAGUUUUGCUUGAAAGUUUGGCUUGUGAUAUCCUUUUCUAGAAAACCUCUAUUUCAGUGCAGACAGUUCAGAAACAAUUCUUUCUUCCUGUCCCAUUCCUGCAGCCCUGCAUUGCAUUGCACGGGAUUGGACUAGAAUUUAAUGAAUGUUUGUGGCUGUGGCAAAGCUUGCUUACAGAUCUUGGUCCACUUCAUAUGCCGCCUCCUACUGAUAUUUCUGCCUGUAGGAAGAAUGUUCAUAUGUUGAUACAUCAUUACAAAUAAUAUUGAAUAUAGUCAGCUUUAAAGAUACAAAUGUUUUGCACUUACAUAUUUCUCUGAAACAGCCUUGUUCAGCAGAUUUGUGCCGUAUCUAUUUAAUGAGAGAGAGCUCUUGGUUCCUUGGAACUUCUGUGCAAAGGCGAAUGGCGAACAUUAUAGCUACAAAGUGUGAAUUCUUAGCUGAAGUAUGGUACUGACAGCAUGAGCUUUAAAAAAAGAAGUACGGUAGGAAUGUCUCGUUUUUGACGUCACAGCAAUCAAGUUCCAAAUUAAUUACUAAGAGACACUAUUGAUAAGAAAUCUUCAAUCUUUUCUGCUAAUUUUCUCAUGCUGCUGCUAGUAAUAAUCUUUCAUUGUAUAUGCAUUAUAGAUAUGCUUGGAUUUGUUAAUUGUAAUAUUAAAUUAAUGAGCACACUCAAAUAGCAAUUAGUUACAUGCAUUCUUCAGGAGGCUCAUGGCAUUUUGUUCUGCCUAGUGUACCUGAUACCUGCAUCAGCAAUCUUGACCACAUUUAUCAAGGUUUACUUGUGGGGUGGCGGCGAUAAUGAAGGGAGUGCAUUCUAUUGCUCCAGCAUGUCAACCAGAAUAAACCCCUCCUUCUUUCCUUAUAUGACCUGUACACUGUUAACAGCUACUUUCCUAUGGUUGCCAAGUCAAAACCUUAUGAAAUUAUAUUUGUGGGUGUUCUUAAAGCUAAUUUAGAUGUGCAUCAUCAUAGUUCAUGUAUUGUCAGUAUAUAUUCAGGUCAAAUGCAACCCAUAUAAUUAGGUUUAUACAAGCAUGCUUUCUCAGUAUUUUGCUCUGGUUUAAGUAAAUCAAUUUUAAAAUCAAUUUCUGUUUGUACAAAUAAGACCUUUAAUGUGGUAGCCUCAGACUUGGUUGUUUUAAGCAUCGUGCCUGUUCUGAAUAACUUUCGCUGCUGUGUUCACUAAAAGUGCAUCUGCUGGCAGAAUUGGUCUUAUUUGUACGUUGGUUCUGCAAGAUCAAAUAUUCCAGAUUGGUUCCACUUAAAGCUUCCAAGAUAACUGCCAGUUAGCACUGACGGUUACACGUUCAUUAUUUUCUGUGGAAGAGCAGCAUGUAGAUAUCUGGGCACUGGUUGACUUCUAUUAAACCAAGCUGUUUUGAAUUCAGCAACAAUCUUUCCUAAAAUAAGGAAUGUUGCAUGAAGUAUGGCACAUCUGGCAACACCAAUGCAGACAGUUCUGAAUAGUUAUUUAAAGUUCCAUGAUUUUUGACCUAUGGAAGCAUGGAUAAACAAGUGACUGAUCAUGAUAUAAUUAUAAGAAGAGGUGGUGAUAGGAGUUUAGCUCCACAGAAGGUAUUUCUUGAGCCAGUAAUCUUUAUAUAGGAAGCUGCAUUCACUGCUGGUAUUCAGUUGCUGUGCUCUGCUUUCCCCUGGAAGAUUUAAUACUUCUUCUACACACCUUAGUAGUGUUCCCCCACCCCACGCCCAGCAAGAUCAAACCUGAAACACUGAAGAGCUUUUUGCCAGUGAACUAUUGACCAGGCAUCCCCAAACUACGGCCCUCCAGAUGUUUUGGCCUACAACUCCCAUGAUCCCUAGCUAACAGGACCAGUGGUUGGGGAUGAUGGGAAUUGUAGUCCAAAACAUCUGGAGGGCCGAAGUUUGGGGAUGCCUGCUAUAGACAGUACUAAGCUGGGUGGACUCAGUGGUCUUGGUAUGUAACAGUUUCCUAUGUUCCACAUGACACACAAUAUGUGUAUUUUUUAAAACUAGGGUUUCCCAAAUUUGGGUCUCCAACUUGGACUACAACUCCCAUCAUCCCUAGCUAACAGGAUCAGUGGUUGGGGAUGAUGGGAAUUGUAGUCCAAAACAUCUGGAGGGCCGAAGUUUGGGGAUGCCUGCUAUAGACAGUACUAAGCUGGGUGGACUCAGUGGUCUUGGUAUGUGACAGUUUCCUAUGUUCCACAUGACACACAAUAUGUGUAUUUUUUAAAACUAGGGUUUCCCAAAUUUGGGUCUCCAACUUGGACUACAACUCCCAUCAUCCCUAGCUAGCAGGACCAGUGGUCAGGGAUGAUGGGAAUUGUUGUCCAAAAGCAGCUAGAGACCCAAGUUUGGGAAGCCCUGUUCUAAAGGAGUCCUGUACAACAUUUUUAAAACACUUGUACUAGCUUCACAUUCUUAAUCUGCAAGUGUGUGUACUUUUUAGAAUACUGCUUUAAAAAGAUCGUUUUUAGGAUGCAGUGAGUUUCUUAACUCAACGUAGGGAGCAAUUGCCAGCUAAUUUGUGUAUUAGAUAUUUGGGCUUAAGCGUCUAAUAAGUGUAAUAAUGCCUGGUUAGUGAUGAGUAACCUAAUGAAUCUUAUGCAAGCAGGUUCCUUAGCCCUAAUCCAUUGACCAUGCUGAGGGUCACUGUUGCGGUGCAUUUCUCAGGAUGAGCCGCAUGCUGCCUGCUGCUUCCCUGUUAGAAUUCAGCCUGCCAUACCCUUAGCACCCUGUCUCCUGAAUGGAAUUCAAAAAGACACUUAGAUUUCCAUAAAUAAAUUAGGAAUUCAGUGGCUUCUUCCGGCUAAUCAGGACAGGCUGAUAAACCUUGCUAGCUGUUUAAUAAAUGAAUUGUGACUGAUUACCUAUUAAUAUGGACGCCUCAGGAAUUCACCCAGGGGGAAGCAGAGCAGUGAAAUAGAGAGGGGCAUGGCCCCCUGGGAAAUCAGGGCUUCAUGUUUGCAGCUUAAAUAUCUCUGUGAAGUAUCAAUAAGGAGGUAAUUGAAUUUUGAACACAAACAUGAGCGCCGGAUGGAUGAAGAGAAGGGGAGGGGGCUCUGAUCGUCUCUUCUAGGCCCCUUCAUUCUUCCCUCCCCUUUCCCUUGGAGACCACUCUAGUGAAGAUAGAUGCUAAAUCCAUUAAAUAAAGAUUAGACUCUGUCGUGGUAGAAAAUGGUAGCUUAGCUAGAUCCCUGGGCAAAUUGGGACCUUUAGCAAUACAGAAAAUUAAAAUAUACAUUUUUAACAAGUGUGCUAUCGACACGCUAAUAAUGGUUGCCUGUCUUGGGGGUUUGCUCACCUUUAGAUUUGCCUUUGUUUGUCUAUAGUGCUCUCCUUGUUUCUGUACUAUUUUUUGUUUGUUUGUUUGUUUGUUUCCUUAAAUUGGUAAAACUGUAACUUCUUCAGACUAUGAUCUGCUGUAUUUCCUAGAAUGAGAUCUAAAAUGUAUUAUUAGACAAGAGAUGUUCUACGUUGCCUGAAAUAUAAAGACUACCAAGAAGAUGCAGUUAAGGCAACAACAUGCAGAUUCAAGGAUAAAUGAAACACCCAAGGAAGAUACUUUUAUGUCUACACAAGCUCCAUAAGGACCUUGAAUCCAAGUUUUUGUUUUUUUCUAGGCUUGCCAGAGAUUGAAUCUGACUAUUAAGUGGGUGGUACUGAUACCAGUUGUUCCUGGUUUCUGGAUUGCUCUGUAGGACAAAAAUAAUGAACUUACUAGUGAAGAGAUUUGCACCACAACAGUUAAAUCAGAACUCUGUGCCUCAGGAAGCAGACAAAACUUUCCCUCUGUUGAAAGGCUCUCUGCUCUUCAUUGCAGUAGACUUGUUGCCAGAACUGUGGGAAGUCACCAUAUUCUAGCACCUUUCAGACAGGAUAGUAUUAAGUUCAAGGCAGCUCUUUAAUCUUCUCCGAAAGAUUACAGCAAAGUGGUCUGAGUUUAACACUCCAUACGUUGCAUAAGUCUUGGUUUGUUUGAACUUGUAAAAUAACUUUACACUUGUGCUACCGGUAGGUAGAUGGAAAGCACUCUGAAUGCAUGAAUAUAAACAGCAAUCCAACAUAUAUAUGAAGGCUGUAGGUGUCCCCUGGUAAAAGGCAGGGGAACGGUAGUGAACCAACUACAGUGGUACCUUGGUUUAAGUACACAAUUGGUUCCAACAGUCUGUACUUAACCUGAAGCGUACUUAACCUGAAGCUAACUUUCCCAUUGAAGUAAUGGAAAUGGAUUAAUCUGUUCCAGACGGCCCGCGAAGUACUUAAACUGAAGCGUACUUAACCUGAAGUGAACAUUCUCAUAGAAAGUAAUGGAAAGUGGAUUAAUCCGUUUCAGACGGGUCCGCGGAGUACUUAAACUGAAAGUACUCAAACCAAAGCGUACUUAAACUGAGGUAUGACUGUACUUCUAUAGAGAUCCACUCUUUUCCAUGGUAGAGGAUGGGAUUUGCGCUAAAGGCUCUUUACAUUACUUGGAUUUUUAUCUCUUUUUAUCUCCAUACAAGUCAGCAUGCCAAGAAAGUUGUUCAGCACUCAAGCCUACAACAGAUUCUAGAACUGGCGACAUAUUUCACCAUGCAACUUAUUGUACUUUUCCUUUAUUCCAUUGUAGCUCUUUAAAAUUAUCAUUUUUUGAUUGCAUCAUGAAGAGCUAAAGUGAAUUGUUUUGAGCAAGCGCUGCUGUGGUUUCCUACAGAAUAAAGCUCAGUCUUGUAAAGAUUCAAGGCAAACUUGCUUUUUCCAGAGUUGGAAAAGCAGAAGCUCACUUGUGCCACUUUGGGGAGCAACAUGCUGGAUUCUGAGUACCAAAGGAUAGAGAGAGUACUACUUAACCAAAGCAGCGUAAUGGGAGACUUUCAUUUACUAAGAUAUAUAGAAGAGGUUGUAUACCACAGUAGUUGCUAAGAAACAGACCCCUAUACCAAGAUAUUCCAAAUUUGUCCUCACCCAAAAUGCAUUAGGCAGUCUUUUGCAAGUUACUGCCUCUCACCCUUAGCGAAUAAUGGGAUAAUAAUAUUGACAUAGCUGUUAGGGCUGUUGGAUAUUAUGUGAAGUGCCCUGUGGACACUCAAGUGCAAUAUAAAUUCAUACUGGUAUUGAGAUGUGCAGAGUUUUCUGGAACACAUGCUAAUGGCUUCACUGAGACAAUAAAAAGAUUCUGCCAAGGAUGCUAAGGAUUUAAGUAUUUCAUCUGUGCUUGGAUUUCAGUGCUCACACAAAUCCUCCCCUCAAGCAUUUAAGUAGAAUUAAUUUACAUAAAGUUGUUUCCUACAUAUGAUCAUGAUGGUAAAGAGGGUUAAAGAAUCUUCUCCAGUGCUAUCCAAUUGCUGUCCUUCUGUUUCAAGAAUGUAAAUGUUGACUAAGUGUGCUUCAUUUUUUAAUUUUGGGAGGAGGACAGAUGCUCUCUGGUGGGUUGGUUGAAGAGUUUCUUCUGUUUAGAAUUUCUGCCAUUUUAUAUACAAUUUAUCAGAAUUUUGUACUAUUUUCCAAGCAGUACAGUGGUACCUCUGGUUACGAACUUAAUUUGUUCCGGAGAUCUGUUCUUAAGCUGAAACCGUUCUUAUCCUGAGGCGCACUUUCGCUAAUGGGGCCUCCUGUUACACGCGUGCCUCUGGCACGUGAUUUUCGUUCGCAACCUGGGGCAAAGUUUGCAACCAGGAGCAACUGCUUCUGGGUUAGCGGAGCUUCUAACCUGAAGCAUUCAUAACCAGAAGCAUUCGUAACCAGAGGUACCACUGUACUACAGUCUCUACAACUUCAGUUUUACUUGAAAGUUUGCCUUGUGAUAUCCUUUUCUAGCAAAUCUCUGCUUCAAUGCAGAUUGUUCAGAAACAAUUAUCUCCUCCUGUUGCAUUCCUGCAGCCCUGCGUUGCAUCACAGGGGGUGGACUAGAUGGCCCUUGGUAGCCCUUCCAACUCUACAGUUCUAUGAUUCUGAGACUUCUCAGAAGAGCCUUUCAAUAGUUGGAGAUGUUUGCUUAUUAUUUCAAUGAAAUGCCUGCUUAAUCAACCUGAAUUACUCCCAUUAAUCAGUAGGUUGAUCCCACUGAAUAGCUAGUGCUCCGAGGGAGAAGGCUAUUCUGCCCACACUGUUUAUGAGAGCUAUAAUCUAGCUGUUAGAGUAGCUGUGUUAGUAGCAUUUAAUUCAGCGACUGUGUGCUUUUUUUUUAAUAAUUACAUAGGGAUUUGGCUUUUACAGUUAUUGCAGUUCUCAGGGAUGGUUGAUUAACAGAAGUAAUCAUCUAAUCUUUGGCAUUUAUGCUGGUGUAUGUUGUGUAGCAAAGUGAGAUGGUUUCUCAAAGUGUAGCAAAAUGUAUACUUAUCAGAUGUUGCUUCAAAAUUAUGUUUGCACCUUUCUGCUUAAAGCCUCUCUUCACAUUUUGUAGUCCAAGUCCAUCUCUCCUCUUUAUUGGUUGCAAAUCAUGUAUGAAAACAGAUACUGAAGCUACAGUAUUUGGUAAGAAUGGAAGAAAAUCUCUCUCUCUCUCUCUCUCUCUCUCUCUCUCUCUCUCUCUCUCUCUCUCUCUCUCAAAUCUCAUCUCAAGGAUUUUGACACUGGUAUACUUCCUAGUGAUAGAGCAUAACUUUUCCUAAGAAAAAGUAGAAGAUAGCCAUGUUGGGCUAUAAGAAAACUUGCCCAUCUAAUUCACCAUCCCUUCACUGUGGUAAUUGCUCAUUUGGGCAUAACAUAUUUGCAGAAUCAACUACUUGUACUCUACAUGUGUUUGGAUGAUAAGGAAGCUCGGUUAUGAGUUAAGGACUUAUAACCUUUUGAAAUAACUUGGUGUUAGUCUUGAUCUUUAAGAGCAUUGGUUUUUCAGUGUGCUUCACCCAUGUUCAACUGAAGCCAAAGGCUUUAGAAGUAGAAGGGCAGAGAAAAAAGUGAAGAUUAGAAUGGUCUAGAGUCUCUAGACUGAAGAAGAUACAGCUUGGAUAAAAGACAAAUAAUAGAAAUUAAAGAUGGAGCUCCAAGUAGAAGAUGUUGCAGUAACCUAAUCUGGGAGGUUAUCAGAGUAUGAAUAACCACAUGCAGCCUCUGCCCAGGAGGAGCCACAGGUGGUGAAUGUUGCUACUAACAUCACUUACAGGUGAAACUCAGAAAAUUAGAAUAUCAUUUUCUUGGAUUGGGCUGUGCUUUCUUCAGCUCUACCACUGGAGAUCUACAGGUGAAACUCGGAAAAUUAGAAUAUCGUCAAAAAGUGCAUUUAUUUCAGUAAUGCAACUUACUAUUUUUUCUUUUCCUUUUAAUUUUUACAAAUGCUUUCUUUUGGGAAUUCCACAGUAAUAAAAUAAAUAGUUACAAUAAUACAAAAAGAAAGAUCACUAUUACAUUUCAUUAAUUACAUUCCAUUUAUAAUUGA